CCCUAUUUAAAUUUCAGAACACUUUUAACUAUGUUGGAGAUGUUUCCAUGCGUCUGAUACCGCCCAACACUCCUAGAUGAAGUGUUGUGUUUUCUCUGCUCAAAAUACAAAUGGUAUUGAAAAAGAGAAAUAAUGAUGUUGAAACUUAGCUGGCGCACUACAGCAACCUACAACGUAUGCCAUAUCCUGAAUUGCGGUCGGUAGUUUGGAGUUGAGUGCAUGGAACUUUGGCUUUACUGUUUUUUAUCUUCUUUAGUGCAAAAGUGUUCUUCCAGAUAGCACAAAGCACUCCAUGUUCGGGCUCAUUACUUUGCUUUAUAUUUCCAACAUUUACUGUUAAUUUAAUUUAUUUUUUUAUUUAACCAAAUUAGUUUAAAAAGAUAUAUUCAUGGCUAGUGGUUGUAUCCCAGUGAUCGAUAUGCAAGAAUCAAUGUCAGUCGGAGGAAAAUUUGAAAAACAGCAUGUGAAGAGUGGGGAUGUUUUAGGAUUAUCAACCAUGGGAUUGCUGUGACUUUGAUGUCUGAGAUGCAGUCGGUGGCGCGUUCUCUCUUCGACCUUCCGGUAGAAAUCAAGCAGCAGCACGGUGACGCGGUGGCGGGCGGGAAGGGGUACAGCCCAGUUCAGGAGGCCAAUCCUCUUAUUGAGGGAUUGGAUGUUUAUGACAUGGACUCUCCUGGAGCUGUCCAUGCUUUUUGCUCUCACCUUCAAGCCUCUCCUAACCAAAGGGAGACAAUCUUAAGGUACACUGAAGCGAUACAUGAGUUGACCAUGACUAUUGGAAGCAAGUUGGCAAAGAGUAUGGGGAUGGAUAGUAAUUUAUUCAAAGAUUGGCUGUGCCGAUUUAGGUUAAACAAGUACCACUUCACUCCUCACACUAUAGGAUCAACUGGUGCUCGAAUGCACACAGAUGCAUCACUUCUCACAGUAUUAAAUGAUGAUGAAAUGGUUAAAGGUCUAGAAAUUGUGGACAACAAGUCUGGUGCAGUCAUACCCAUUGAUCCAAUGCCAGCCUCCCUCCUUGUCUUUGUUGGAGACAUUGGAAAGGUAUGGAGCAAUGGAAGAUUUUGUAAUCUGAAGCAUCGAGUACAAUGCGUUGAAGGAAGAGUACGAGUCUCAAUUGUUUUGUUUUUGUUAGAACCGAAGGAGGCGAAAGUGGAAGCAUCGCCUGAACUGGUGGACUCUGAUCACCCUCGUCUUUUUGUUCCUUUCACCUUUGAAGAAUAUUAUAUGCGCCGGAGCUCCACCAGUUCUGCAUCCGGUGAAGCUCUUGAGUUCUUCCGAACUCCUCUUGAAAUUAAUGAAGAACGUGUUUGAAUGGGCCAAUGUAUAUUUAUAUGUGUGAGAUACAUUUAAUCAUUAAUAAUGUGUCCGUAUGUUUUAGUCUACAUGGUUAGCACCAUGUCACGAGGAGUGCUACUUACAGUCGUGCUUGUGACUAUCUCGUUGGCGACUGUCUCGCGUUUUUUAUUGGUCACAAUUCCUAAAAUUGUAGGUUCAUUUAUGAGAUGUUCCCUAACUUUAUGGAAAUUAAAAAUAUAAGU
This is a messenger RNA of Cornus florida, 1541 nucleotides long. RefSeq names its product 2-oxoglutarate-dependent dioxygenase DAO-like. Bases 517 to 1314 code for a protein of 265 amino acids. Gene Ontology annotation, biological process: auxin catabolic process. Lineage: Eukaryota; Viridiplantae; Streptophyta; Magnoliopsida; Cornales; Cornaceae. The record is from RefSeq and is a predicted model, not a curated record. Gene Ontology annotation, molecular function: indole-3-acetaldehyde oxidase activity; dioxygenase activity. The transcript has 3 exons.